This is a messenger RNA of Fonsecaea multimorphosa CBS 102226, 2202 nucleotides long. RefSeq lists its product as uncharacterized. Bases 1 to 2202 code for a protein of 733 amino acids. NCBI's taxonomy places the organism in Eukaryota, Fungi, Ascomycota, Eurotiomycetes, Chaetothyriales, Herpotrichiellaceae. Gene Ontology annotation, molecular function: oxidoreductase activity; copper ion binding. The record is from RefSeq and is a predicted model, not a curated record. The transcript has 3 exons.
AUGGGGAUCCGGCUCUUAACCUUAUGGGUCGGAGUCUUUCUUGCUACGGUUGUGAACGUGGGAGGCACACAGACUGGCGACGUCUCGUGGAACGAUUGGAGUGGGCAAGGAGACAACACUGCAACACACAAAUCGCGGGUCUCGCCCGCGAAGACGACCGUCACGAGCUCUUGCAAUGAACAUGCCUCAGCCAGCUGGUCCUGGAAUCGGCCGUCACCAGCCGUUAGCCACAGUCGCAGCAGUGCUUCUCGGUGCCCGACUUGUCAUACUGUCCAGACCUCCUCAACUGGAGUAUCGUACUCCGGUCCGGCCAUAACAGGAACAGCGGAAUUACCGUCUUAUCUCUCUACCCUCAUUUUCCCGUCAGCCUCAGCAGUACCGGAGAGUCCAGACCGACGACGGGCUUCUCUGGGGGUCAAUGCCCUGCCUCAGGGCAAGACCAACGGAAAUUCUCCCCUCGGGACCCUUGGAGCACCAAGGUUUCCAAAGUACCUGCCCGACUCGAGCCAGGCUGGCGGCUUGCCUUGGGGGAAUCGCUCUGCAUAUACCAACCCUUACACCUCCCCACCAUCCACUGGAGUGGUAAGGUCUUAUAACUUCGUCAUAUCUAGAGCAACAAUUGCCCCAGACGGAGUGUAUCGUUCCGGUAUACUCGUCAAUGGUGCUUUCCCCGGCCCUACAAUCGAGGCAAAUUGGGGCGACACAAUUCAAGUUACAGUGACCAACAACAUCACCGACCCCGAAGAAGGGACCUCUUUGCACUGGCACGGCCUGUUGCAAACGGGAACACCUUAUGAGGAUGGUGUUCCAGGAAUCACUCAAUGCCCGAUCGCGCCCGGGCAGACGUUUACGUAUUCUUUCAACGCCGACCUCUACGGAACAUCAUGGUACCACGCACAUUAUAGUGCGCAAUACGCAGACGGAGUGUUUGGAGCGAUGAUCAUUCAUGGGCCUACGAACGCGGACUACGACGAGGAUCUAGGGCCGAUUUUCGUUACUGACUAUUAUCACGACUCCUAUUAUACAAUCGUGGAGGAGGUUAUGGGUACCGAUCUCACGAAAAUUGCGCCAACCUCCGUUAACAAUCUCAUCAACGGAAAGGGAAUCUUUAAUUGCUCACUUGUCACCGAUAAUUCCACCUGCGUCUCUAACGCGGGGUACUCCAAGUUUCAAAUCACGUCAGGACAGUCCUACCGACUUCGACUCAUUAAUGGCGGUGCCGAGGGUUUACAACGAUUCAGCAUUGAUAACCAUGUCCUCACGGUGAUCGCCUAUGACUUUGUCCAGAUCGUACCCUACACCACCGAUGUCGUUACAUUGGGGAUCGGCCAACGUGCCGACGUGAUCCUUCAUGCCAACGGCACGGCGGACAGCAUGUACUGGAUGAGGUCCACGAUCAGCACGGAAUGCUCCUUGCCGGACCAACCUUACGGCCUGGCCAUGGUGUAUUAUCAAGACGCCAAUACCACAGCUACCCCAACGUCGUCGGGAUGGACCGUGAAUGAUACCGUCUGUGGCAACGACCCUCUGAGCGAGACUGUCCCUUAUGCCUCGAUCACCCCACCAGCGGUCAACACCACAGUUGACAUUGCUCUCAACUUCGAGAUCAAUAGCACCGGUCAUUUUCUGUGGACGAUGGACGGCUCAAGCUUCCGCACAGACUACAACGACCCUAUCCUCAUGCUAGCGAAUGGUGGCAACGACUCUUACCCCUACGACCCGGAGUGGAACGUCUAUGAUUUUGGCAGCAACAGUAGUUUUGUUAUUGUUCUCAACAACGAGACUCCUCUGAUGCAUCCGAUGCACAUCCACGGCCACAACAUGUUCGUCCUGAACGAAGGCACGGGCAGCUGGGAUGGGACCGUCGUCAACCCUUCCAACCCAACCCGGCGGGACGUCCAAAUGGUGCAACCCGAUGGAUACAUCGCCAUUCAAAUCAUUGCCGAUAACCCGGGCGUGUGGCCGUUCCACUGUCAUAUCGCCUGGCACGUGAGCGGAGGACUGUACGUCAACAUUCUGGAACAACCGAAUCUCAUCGCCUCGUCCAUCGAGAUCCCAUCGAGCGUCAACGACCUGUGUACGUCGUGGAGUGCCUACACCAGUGAAGGCCCUGUUGACCAGAUCGACUCUGGACUGCGAAGACGGAAUCAUAGGAGCAAGAAAAAGUUUCUAGGCGCCGUGCGAAGGCACCGGAGCGGCUAG